This is a messenger RNA of Anarrhichthys ocellatus (wolf-eel), 3393 nucleotides long. It is a transcript of the gene cep44, whose product is annotated as centrosomal protein 44. The transcript has 10 exons. Gene Ontology annotation, biological process: centriole-centriole cohesion; centriole replication. Bases 225 to 1289 code for a protein of 354 amino acids. NCBI's taxonomy places the organism in Eukaryota, Metazoa, Chordata, Actinopteri, Perciformes, Anarhichadidae. Gene Ontology annotation, cellular component: centrosome; spindle pole. The record is from RefSeq and is a predicted model, not a curated record.
ACGACUGUUCCUUCGUUUCCCCAGACGGGACGAAAUGAAACUUAGCUAGAAGACUGCAGCGAACUCAUUGGAAUUAUAACACUGUUAUUUGAAUAUUCAAACACGACGUAAAGGUUGUAGUUAGUGUUGUCUAAUUUUGCUUCGACCGUAUUUGUGUUGCCACAACACAAGCUGACUCCAGUUAGCCGUUUAGUUUGGCGCGUCUCUCUUUGUUACAGCUAAAGAUGCAGUCCACUGGAGAUGUCCAAGGAUGUCUUCGUAAACUGGAAACUCUCCUGCGGGCGAUAAAGUACCCAGGAUAUGUCGACUACAACGGCCUUUCCAAAGGAGAUCCCUCUGCUUUUCUGCCAAUUGUGAGCUUCACCCUCACCUCCUUCUCUCCACCCUUUGCUAAGCAGCUAAUGGAGGCUGGACUGGAGCUGACUGGCAAAACUGACCUCCGAUUCACUGACACUCUUUAUAAGGUGCUGAGAGAUAUCUUCCACUAUAAACCCAUACUGACCAAGCAGCAGUUCCUCCAGUGUGGUUUCUCUCAAAGGAAAAUCUCUGUCAUCUGUGACAUCAUUAACUUGGUCCUGAAGAAACACAACCAGCUGAAAAAGCCAAGAGUAAGAUGUCCUGCCUCACACAAGGAUGACCGAGGAGAAGCUCAUCCAACACUGACUGAUGCAGACACUGUGUCCGAGAGGCCAUUUGUUGUGAAUCACGUAGAAAAUUCCUCCACUUUUCCUAAAAACUCCUCUUCUGUGGAAGAAUUCUCCUCCCAUGAUGUAACCUGUACCUCUCGUAAUGAAGUGUACUCCUCCAAUUCUCCUGGAAAUGGGAUCACGGAGCUGGCAGGACACGAGGAGGACAAGGAUAACAUUCUUUACUCAUCAGAGUUCGAGGGAAGGCUCUCGGCUCUGGAAGCUCAGCUAGGGAGUCUUCUGUCUGGGAUGGUCAGGCUCAAUAUCCUGGAGAAACGCCUGGAGAAACUCGACAAACAGAGAAUCACAGACAAGAAUGAAGGAGAAAUCAUCACUAUAUCCAGAGAGAGCUGGGAAAAUCUGAUGAGCAGAGUGCUUUUCUUGGAGACUAAACUAGAUCUGAGCAAUAUACAGUUAAGUGUCCCGCUGCCGUGUCCGUCAUCUGCCUCGUCCUCUUCUUGCACCAUGUCUGAUGCUUCAAAGGAGGACCUCAAAGACAGACUAGAGAGGAUCACCAGCAUGUUGAAGAGCACCUCCAGUCUGCUAAAGAACACAGAAUCUUCCACAACACUGCAAAUGAAUGACAAAUAUUCAUCACUUUAGUUUGGGUUCAUUGAAAUAUUUUACUUUUCUAUUGUUUUGGCAUUGUCAAUGUUCAUAAUUGAACCUAAUUAUCACCAUUAUUUGCUUGCGUUGUGUUUUUCCUAGCAAGCUAUCUGAACUUUAGACAAGAGACUCUACUGUUGGAGCUUUUAACUCAAGUCUUAAGGGGAAUGACUGAAUGAAUGUCCAGGAAUAAAGGCCUCGGCUGAUGAGAGUGCAGUCAAUGAUUUUCUAAUUAUCACAAGUAAAUGUACAAAUGUUAAAACUGAAGGUGCUUGUUUGAAGUGUUUUUCAUUUAGUGAAAUUGGUAACUCAUUUCUCAAUAUUGUGUUCACUUUUUUCAUAACUCACACAGUCAGCCCAACAGAAGUCAAUGUUAUCUAUACUGUGGAUCACAUUUCAUUGCUUUGACAAUGAACACACGAAAUAUUUCAAGGCUCGUAAACCAAAAAGCAACCAGAAACUACAAAGAACGACUUUGUAGAUACCUUGUAAGCAAAGCAAACUCAUUGACAACCAGUGAGGAGAUGAACAUAAAGAGACCAUAUUCGGCAGUGGUCUAGGCUGCAUAUUGUCACAUUGAAGGACCACCUACUCGACACGCGUGUCACAAUAGAAGCUCCAGGCGUACACUCUGCAUCUCAAAAAAAUGGCUUAAUAGAUAGAUAUAGCGGAUUGCUUGUCUGUUUUGGUUCUGCACCCUCUGAACGUGAGUUCGUGAGAAAUCAAGUACAUGGUAAGCUUCGUGUUUCAACUGUUUCACAGCUGACAAAUGACUCUUGUAAGGCCCUGAUCAGACGGAGCAUGUUUAAGCAGCCUGGGGCAGCUCUUUGUUAUUAGGUCAAACAGAUGGGUGCAUGCACAUGUUUACUUCUUGAAAACAAUGCUUUUAAACUAUUCUACUGUUGAAUGUGAAUUAUGUCAUUUUCUUCAGAUUUUCAACAAAUGUUAUUUUAAGAGUUUUGUCUACAUUCACAAAUGAUUCUGAGGCACUUGCACCAUUUAACCCUCACCCUACCAGUUUAUUUAACACACAAGGACUAUCCAUCCAUCCAGCUGAACAAAAUAAAACUACUGAAAGAAUAAACCAUUGUAAGAAACAACCAUCAUAGAUGUUAACUUAUUUCUUCUCAAAACAUUACAAGUUAUGUAAUUAGUGUCAUCGGAAGAAAAAAGAAAAAUGGAUUAUUCUAAUUUUAGGAAGGUUACACAUUUGCUUGUGUAAAACAGACAGAGCACAUGAGGAAAUCUGUGUCUGCUGCAUCUGUCUCAUAUUCAACAUGACAUAGAGAUUCUAGGAUCGUUAUCUAAGAGCUCUGCCUUGUGAGCCUAAUCACCAGAAAUUAACGGCCACCGAGUUGGUAGAAGCAGUGGAGUAGUACCAGGCGGCCUCAGACAUGCUCAGCCCUACCUGUAAAGAGCCUAUCGCUUCCGUCCUUGUCCAACCCGUUGGGCCUCACCAAGAAGGUCCUAAGCCAGCCAACCCUCAUUUUGGGCCCACCCCAUAGACUAGAGACACGGUGAAGUUCAACAAAGUUCAGAGCAAAAUUACUUAUGCAUGAAUACAAUAUACUGAGUAGAAAUAUAUACUACGUAAAAAAUUACCAUUACACAGGUCUGUGUGUUGCUAUAAACUAACGUACCUGCAUCUGUCAACGCCAUAGACCCUAUGAUACGAAGGUCAGCACCCUGUCCACAAUUUGAGUUCCGUCUCCUUCCUGUCCAGGUAUUAUUCCAAUUGUGAACAGACCAUUCUAGGUUACUGCACAGAUUAGGAAUUGUUUGAAUCUAUUUAAUAUUAGCAGUAAAAUCUAGAUUCAAGAUGUAAUCCCUGUUAUAAAGACAAAUAAAAGUUAUUUUUUUAACCCUACCUGUGUUCUUCUGCCCCCUCUCAUCCCACCUCAAUACAAACAUACUUUACAGCAGCCAAUGUUCAACACAAACGUACUUUAUUGCAAACAGAAAAUGUAAACUGCCGUGCGCUCUCUCAGGCUGCCCAGCUCCUCUGCUCCUGCUUAAAGGAUCAGGGAUAAUUAGCAACCGGUUACAGCUGUGCCAAUUAACCAUUGCACUGUUCCCCUGAACCACUCCCACACAUCUCUCC